Acanthosepion pharaonis is the source of this 477-nucleotide messenger RNA. NCBI's taxonomy places the organism in Eukaryota, Metazoa, Mollusca, Cephalopoda, Sepiida, Sepiidae. The record is from the annotation of a GenBank genome assembly.
AUGUAUUUGGGUUAUCAUCUUAAAAUAGAUCAUGUUCUCUUUUUUGGCUUUCAUUUUUUCCUCCUGUUCUUUCUUUCUUUCUUUUUUCUUUCUUUCUUUCCUUCUUUCUUUCUUUCCUUCUUUCUUUCUUUCUUUCUUUCUUUUUUCUUUCUUUCCUUCUUUAUUUCUUUCUUUCUUUUUUCUUUCUUUUCUUCUUUCUUUCUUUCUUUAGUAUAUCUCUGUUUUAUACUUUUUUCUCUCCUCUCUUUCACAGAUAUGCUUUUUCAUCACUCUUCUUUUUAUUUCUUCUUUCAAUAUUUCUCUCCUCUGUUUCUCUUUGCUCUUUCUCCUUUACGCGUUCUCUCUCUCUCUCUCUCUCUCUCUCUCUCUCUCUUUUCUCUCAUUUUCUCUUUCAUGCUUUUCUUUUUCGUUCCUUUUCUCCCCCUACUCUGUCUCUCUAUCACCCCCACUUUCCAUCAUCAUUUUUCUAUUUUCUAA